CGUGAUUUUGUAUCAACAAGUCUCCGCAACUAACUGCGUCAAAGCUCUACUCGUGUGAUUUUUUCGCCCGCUUGGACGCAGAACUUAUAGAGGAAAAAUGGCAAAGAAGUUGACUCCAUCAGGCUGGUUUGGAUCUAUACUCUCCACUGCAACCAUGGCACUGACUGUGUGGAAUUCCAUCAGCGCCCAGGAAGCCAGCAAGCCUCUCCAAUGGCCUGUCAGGACCUCUGAGCCCCUGGUUGUGCAGAGCCAUGCUUCAAAGGUGUACCUCAGUCCGGAUGAGCUCAGACAGCUCCAUUUCAAGACCACAGAGUCCAUCCAGUUAUCAGAAGGACAUGAGGCCAAGUUCAGCUGCUCCAUUGAUAUUCCUGAUACCCAACUGGAGCCUACCAUAUUGUGGAUGAAGAACGGCCAGGACCUGGCUACUAACAUGCAGAUGCUGAUCAAUGAACUGCAGACCAUCACGGACAGAGCAACGACGCUCCUCUCCACUGUCAGGAUUACCCAGGUGCAGAGGGCUGAUGCUGGCGAGUACCGCUGCAGGCUCAGCAUCGGCAACAUGAUGGUGGAGUCUCAGCCUAUCAGCAUCAGAGUAGAAGGUCUUCCGACAUUUAUCCAGCAACCUGAGGAUAGAAACAUAACAAAGGACACUCCUUUUACUCUAUCAUGUGAGGCGGUAGGACCUCCAGACCCCGUUAACAUUCGCUGGUUGCGUGAUGGAAUACCUGAUGGUGCCUACUAUAAAUCCCCCAGCAAUUACAAUGUGGAAGGUGUCAACAAGUAUACUCAGUUCAGCUGCGAAGCUUACAAUUUGAAGGGGGUCAGUACAUCCAGAGAGGCAAACAUCAACAUUAAAGUGCUUCCCAGUACUGUGUCGAACAUGACUGUAAUUGCGAGAGAGUCCAGUAAGUUGAUGGUGAGCUGGGUGCCCGGACAUGACGGCUUCUCUCAGUUGGUCAAGUGCCACAUUAGGUUGAAAGAAGUGAGCCGCAGGAUAGGAGAGGUGACAAUAACCAGGUUCAUCAACGUAACGGUGCCGCCGUUCCAGUGUGAAGUCCCUGGGCUGCAAGCCAUUACAUCUUACAACAUGAGCGUUUCCUGUAGCAAUGAGGUGGGGGCUUCACCGGUCUCCCCUUGGAUCCAGAGCAACACAACAGAGGGAGUGCCAUCAGUUUAUCCUCGAAAUGUCACUGUGCACCUGAAUGAAACAUGGCUGGUAAUCAGGUGGAAGCCUCCGCCGGAUGAUAAGAUCAACGGUAUCCUGCAAGGCUAUGACAUUAUUGUCCGACAUGGGACGCAAGUGAAUAAGAUCCACCGUUACACCAACACAGCCUUUGUAGCAGUGCACGAUUUCAACACCACAUACAGUGUGGAGGUGGCUGCAUGCACACGUGCUGGGAGCGGCAUGGUCAGCCCACGUGUCUGGCUGUUUGUGCCAGAGGACAAAUCUGGUCCAUCACCAUCCUCAAGCCCUGGCACCAAGAUUCCAGAUUCUGUCAGUGUUGUUCUGGGUGUGGUGUGUGGUGUCUGUCUUUUGAUGCUUGUCCUCUGGGUGGCUAUCUGUAUACACAACAGAACAUCUGACUCUUGGCUUGGGACGUUGUUGGGAAGUGGACAAAAGCAACAGCCAAUCGUGCAGUACAAACCUCAGAGAUCCUACAACCGGUCUGCUGUUGGAAUAACACUUGUAAACCUUGGCGUCAGCGAUGAACUCCACGCCAAACUGCAGGAUGUGAUGGUCAUGAGGAACCUGCUGUCCAUAGGAAAGGUUCUUGGAGAAGGUGAAUUUGGCUCAGUGGUGGAGGGGCAUUUAAAACAACCAGAUGGGACUUCAGAAAAAGUUGCAGUGAAAACAAUGAAAUUGGAUAGCUUUUCCCAGAGAGAAAUAGAGGAGUUCCUGAAUGAGGCGGCCUGCAUGAAAGAUUUCUACCAUCCUAAUGUCAUCAGGCUGCUUGGCGUGUGCCUGGAAAUGGGGGCCGUACACUUUCCCAAGCCGAUGGUCAUCCUGCCCUUUAUGAAAUACGGAGAUCUACACACAUUCCUGCUGCGCUCACGCCUCGAAGAGAAUCCAGUAUUCUUACCAACACAGACUCUCUUGAAGUUCAUGGUGGACAUUGCCUCUGGUAUGGAGUAUCUCAGCGGUCGGAACUUUCUGCAUCGCGACCUGGCUGCUCGCAACUGCAUGCUGCGAGAUGACAUGACAGUAUGUGUCGCCGACUUUGGCUUAUCCAAGAAGAUCUACAGUGGAGAUUAUUACAGGCAGGGCAGAAUUGCCAAAAUGCCUGUCAAAUGGAUAGCAGUUGAGAGUCUGGCAGACAGAGUAUUUACUGUCAAAAGUGAUGUGUGGGCAUUCGGUGUAACCAUGUGGGAGAUCGCGACACGAGGAAUGACGCCAUAUCCCGGCAUUCAGAAUCAUGAAAUUUAUGACUACCUCCUUGAAGGACACAGGCUGAAGCAGCCAACAGACUGUUUGGAUGACCUGUAUGAGAUCAUGUAUAGCUGUUGGAGGGCAGAUCCUCUGGACAGACCCCUUUUUUUCCAACUGCGAGAAAUGCUGGAAAAAAUCACUGAAAGGUUUCCAGAGUCUUUUAGCAAAGAGGAUAUCAUCUACAUUAACACCAGCUUCCAGGAUGAGAGCCCUGAUGGAGAGGCCACAGAACAUCCGGUGUUCAGCUACUCUCCUUCCUGCAGCCGCCAGGAAGCAGAAAACUCUGUAGUAACUGUGGACAUUCACGGGAGCAUGGAGGAUGAGGAUGACGAUGGUCGUUACGUGGUGGUUAUCUCCCCAGAUACUUCACUGAGAUCUGCAACAAUGGACACUCCUCUUUUGUCAAGUGAAUCUUCAAGUCGCUCAAAUGGCAACAUGGUUCCUGAGGGUACAUGGACAGAUCACAACUCCAGUCAUCCUUCCCACCUGCUGUAAAGUUUGGUACCAAGAAGUUUAAAUAUAUUAUGUUGCAUAAAAUAUCAAGCAGUGGUUGAGUACUAAACAUGUUGCCCUGUUGCACUGGGAGCACCUGUAUUGUUAUUUAGUUUCAUAGCAAAUGAUGGUUUGAUCAGCUCACAGUAUAUGUCAAUGUUGAUGUCAACACAAAAACAUGUUUGCACAUAAGCUUAUUAUUCACUAGACUGUGAAAUGGUUUACUUUAGUAUUUAAUUUUUUUUGCUGUUGGUGUGAAUAUUGUAAUGUAAAUAACCUAUAUAAAUGCAUAUUGUAUACUGAAAGAAUAAAUAAUUGUUGUCUCUUUCAGGAAUAAUUUUCCUCUGACCUUUGUACUCAUUAUGGUCUUCGUAGUGGUUCAAAAUAUUUUACUAUAGUAAUAGGACCAGGAUCUUUGUACUGAUAAUAUGCAUAAAUGUAAUUCAAGUUUUAUUAAUAGACUCAUACAGUGGAUUGAAAGUCUACACACACCUGCUCAAAUGCCAGGUUUUUGUGGUGUAAAAAAAAAAUUAGACCAAGACAAAACAUUUUGAAACUUUUUCCACCAUUAAUAUGACCUACAACCUCUACAACUCAGUUGGAAAAAAAAGAGUCGGGGAGUAAAUAUGAACAGCUGAUAUAAUUUGGUUGUACAAGUGUGCACAACUUUAUAUACUUAACUGGGGAUGUGGCUGUGUUCAGAACUAACCAAUCACAUUCAAACCUAAUCUAAAUGGGAGUCAGCAUGCACCUGCCAUCAUUUAAAGUUCCUCUGAUUUACCCCAAAUAAAGUUUAGAUAUUCCAGUAGGUUUUAUCUGGAAUUUCUUUUGCUUUUCUAAUAAAAGCCUGAAGGGUUUGUGAUAACGCUGAAUGGUAUAAAAAUUAUGCUGCCACCACCAUGCUUCACUGUAGGUGUGGUGUUAUUUUGAUGAUGAGAGGUGUUAUGCUUGUGCCAAAUAUACCUUUUUUGGCUAAAAGGUUUAAUGUUGGUUCUAUCGCACCAUUAGACAUAUUCCCACAUGCGUUUGGGAGAUUUCAAGUGUGUUUAUGCAAAAUGUAGCCAGACAAGGAGUGCCUUCUGGCGUCUUGCCACCCCAGCUAUGACAUAUGAAGAUGGGAGAUUGUUGUCACAUGUACUAAAUAGCUAGUACUUGCCAGAAAUUUCUGCAGCUCUUUGACUGUUUCUGGCAGACUCCAUGAACAAUGUUCAUCUUGUCAUUUCAUCAAUUUUGGAGGGAUGUCCAGUUUUUGGUA
Phycodurus eques (leafy seadragon) is the source of this 4175-nucleotide messenger RNA. It is a transcript of the gene mertka, whose product is annotated as c-mer proto-oncogene tyrosine kinase a. The transcript is spliced from 20 exons. Gene Ontology annotation, cellular component: signaling receptor complex. NCBI's taxonomy places the organism in Eukaryota, Metazoa, Chordata, Actinopteri, Syngnathiformes, Syngnathidae. Gene Ontology annotation, biological process: phagocytosis; positive regulation of kinase activity; nervous system development. Gene Ontology annotation, molecular function: protein binding; transmembrane receptor protein tyrosine kinase activity; ATP binding. The record is from RefSeq and is a predicted model, not a curated record. Bases 98 to 2923 code for a protein of 941 amino acids.